AUGGUCUUUGAUGCUCUAACAAAAUUGAGAGCUGUUAGUGAACUGAUUGGCGAAUGCGGAACUACGUUACCCAAAUCUUUACCUUCUAACCCGCAAACUGAAUUCGGUGAGAUCGUGGACAAAAAAGAUUGUAAAUCUCAAAAAAUCACCACAAAACCUGUGAAGAAACCUAGAUUUAGCUUGAUAAUUGAAAUCAAUACUUCUGUCUUGAACAAGAGCAAUGUUAAGACCGCUUUCCGUGACAAUUUUGUCUCUACCACCACCAAUGGAUCUAUCGAUGCAAAAAUUGUCGGUCAAGAGGAUAAUCUAAAGAAACAACAUAUAUUUUCAACAAGUUAUCCCCAAUUUUCACGUACUGAAGAUCGUACUAUCCUCGAUUAUAAUAAUAUUAGCUUAGAGCUUGCUAACAAUCCAGCUGAAUUUUUGAACACUGACUCACAAGACGAAAUGCCCGGCACUCCAAGCAGUACUUCAAGUACUGUCAAUGAUUUUAUUGCUACAUCACCUAGGCUUUCCUCUCAAACAAAACCUAUUAAAAUAUUUCACACAUAUGCAAAAUGUAAAAUACAAAAAAAGAGGACUAUUUCACCGAAAUUUUCUAAUUUUCCUGAUAAUAAUAAUACACCAAACUGUUAUCACAAACAAAGCAAUAAUAACAUUUAUGUUUCUAUCGUGGAAGAAUUUAAUUCAUAUAUAAAAAAUGGAAAAAUAGAAGGACAUAGAAAUAAUAAUAUAGAGCAUGAGAAAAAUAACGAAGAUGUGACAUCAAGAAGCAAUGACGAAAACGAUUCAACUGAAAUUACUGAAGAUACGCACACCGCAAUCGAUAUAACUAAAGAAUCUUCUCCGAGACAACAACCAAUAGAAAUUACCACUGAUGAAGAAACAUCAACGUCAGCCGAAGAUAGUAGUAGUUCUGAACAAGAACAAAGUCUUGACGAUUAUCCAUCUUCUCAACCAUCGCAUUUUAAAUCAUCAAAAAAAUCCACAGAAACAAGCAAUAGUAGGCCAACAGAAGAUCCAAUAGAUUACAACCAUAUAAUAAUUCAAGAGCAGACGCGUGGAUGUUAA
Messenger RNA from Dentiscutata erythropus, 1071 nucleotides. The record is from the annotation of a GenBank genome assembly. NCBI's taxonomy places the organism in Eukaryota, Fungi, Glomeromycota, Glomeromycetes, Diversisporales, Gigasporaceae.